CCCUAAAGUUUCUAGAUGCAAAAAUUUCAGAACUACUUUACGUGGACUACCCUUUAUUGUAAAACGUGUGAGAUCGAGAAUAAACGAUGUAAAGUUUUAAGAACUAUACAUCUUAGUUAACAUUUACGGGAUAUAAUAAUUUAUAUAUGCGGGACAUUGUAACACUUGCUGUAGUAUAACGCGGUGCAAAGUUUAUGAAAUUGGGAACUGUUCAAACUACAAGUGCAGUGGCUUCCAUAAUUUACAUUAGAUUUCAAAAAGCUACGAAACUAAAAAUUUUCUACGCAGUGAUUAGUCGAAACGAUUAAUUAAAUUUUCAGAAUUAUUGUUAAUCGUAUUGAAUAAUAAUGGCAAAUAAUGAAAAUAGUAAACAUGAAAGUUCGGCUGAAAUUAAAGAGAAAAAUGAGAAUGACGAAAACGAAGAACCAGAAAAAAUUCUUAUCAUAGAUCCCGAUAACGAAGAAUUAGAUUUCAAUCAUUCAAGAUUAACGAAACUAGAAAAUUUAGAACCAUUGAGGAAAAUACGUAGAUUGUGUUUUACGUGGAACUUGAUCAAGAAAAUUGAAAAUCUCAGUACCCUCACGACUUUGGUUGAAUUAGAAUUAAGGGAUAAUCAGAUUGUUACUAUAGAAAAUUUAAAUACCCUUAUAAAUUUGGAAAUUUUAGAUGUAUCUUUUAAUCGUAUUAAAAAGAUAGAGGGAUUAGAGAAUUUAUUGAACCUACAGAAGUUAUUCGUAUCGUCGAAUAAAAUUCAGUGUAUCGAGAAUGUGUCGCACCUGAAAAAACUUACAACUCUCGAGUUAGGCGACAAUAAAAUACGAGAAAUUACGAAUCUUGACGGUCUUGAAAAUCUGACAAGUCUGUUCCUUGGUAAAAAUAAAAUCGCAAAGAUUGAAAAUUUAGGAUACUUACAAAAUCUUCAGUUGUUAAGUUUACAAAGUAAUCGCAUUAUAAAAAUAGAAAAUCUAGAAGAAUUACAAAAACUGGAUCAAUUGUAUCUAUCCGAAAAUGGGAUAACAUGUAUCGAAGGACUAUCAAAUUGCCCAAGGCUAACAACAUUGGAUUUGGCAAAUAACAAAAUAAAAAAGGUUCAAAAUAUAGACCAUCUUGAAAGUUUAGAGGAAUUUUGGAUAAAUAACAAUGAAAUCGAAGAUUGGGCGACCGUAGAGAAUUUAACAACCAAUAAGAAAUUACAGACUGUUUACUUAGAGCAUAAUCCUAUCGCAUCGGAUCUAAAUUAUAGAACAAAGAUGAAAUUGUUGCUCCCAUGGCUUAUCCAAUUAGACGCGACGCUUUGCAGAUGAACAAUGAAAUACUACAAACUAGAUCAGUGUGUAACGAUAAUUAUGUAAACUGUAUCUAUUUACUUCAUUAUUUAUCUCUUAGUAUUGUUUUAAAAGAUUAUUUUUCAGUAACGAAGGAAACGUUAGAAAAUAUAUUUCAGCCUUGUUAAUAAAAGGUUUGAAAUAAUUAGGUUCUUUUCAACAAAAAUUCAUUCCUUCCGUUUGCAUUUUACAUUUUAUUAAUAGUCUUAUUAAAAUUAUUAAAUAAAAAAAAGUAUCCAUUGAAAAUUAAAACAAAAAUUAAAUUAAAAAAAGUAUAAUUUAGUGUUUUUACAUCGAACGAUAGAACAGGAAUAAUAAAACACUGCAAGGACACUAAAAUUAAACUAUUUCUGAUUUAAAUAUUUGGGUUUCUAUACGCCAAGCUGGUUAUGGACUACAGAUUGCGCCAUGUUACAGCGAGACAGCCCCAUCGAUGACCCAAAUGGUCAUACGGGUAAUAAAAUCCCAUGUUGCCCAUGGUUGCUAUACACGAUACGCGUUAUGAAAUAUUUAUCAUAAUCUUUUAAAUUUUAGCAACACUGUAAAAUUAAGUAUUAUUAUAUAAGCAAACUAUGAAUAUCAUGACUUCAUACGAUGUUAUA
Molecule: messenger RNA, 1927 nt
Organism: Colletes gigas
Lineage: Eukaryota; Metazoa; Arthropoda; Insecta; Hymenoptera; Colletidae
Gene: sds22
Product: protein phosphatase 1 regulatory subunit 7
Exons: 5
Coding region: 348-1304 (318 amino acids)
Molecular function (GO): protein binding
Source: RefSeq, a predicted model, not a curated record